Molecule: messenger RNA, 2133 nt
Organism: Paramecium octaurelia
Lineage: Eukaryota; Ciliophora; Oligohymenophorea; Peniculida; Parameciidae
Source: the annotation of a GenBank genome assembly
AUGCUUUUUGUUGUUAAGAGAGAUCCUGUUUUCAAACGAAAGAAGGCUGUUUCUGAACGCGUAUCACCCGAAUAGAAAAGUAUUUCUCUGUUGUGAAUCUGAUAGAAUUGAUGGAUGACUAUCAAAUUUUUACUUACCUCAAGAAUGAAAGAAAUAAUCAUCCAGCUUCAUUCCAUGUUACUUCGCUUCGUUAAGUUCCCUUGACUCAGAGAUCUUAGAAGAUGAACACCCAAACAAUCAUAGAGGAAGGUGGGAAAAAGCCGAAGAGUGCGGAUAACAAAGAAUAAAUCAAAAAGAAAAAAAAGAGCUAUUUUUAAAUAAAAUUAGAAAGAUAUCAAAAAGAAGUGAAAGAAUAACAAACAAAAAGAAAAUAAGAGCUACUGACUAAAUCAAAAAAUCUCUUAAAGAAAGAUUUAGAGGACAUCUAGAAAAUGACUAGCAAAGGAGUCAGAGAGUUUGAGGAGAGAUGCAAGUUAUAUAGUAAAUAUUAUUCAGAAGAGUUGCUCACCCCAACUGGAGUGUAAUCUUAUUUUUUUACUUAGACAGAAGGCAAGAGGACAUGAAUCUACCUAUGUAUAAGUACUCAACAAUUGAAAAUUAAAACAAAUACAAAGUGUUGCUUAGAAAUGACCCAACUCCUCAACCAAAAUUUACAUCAGAGUCAGUAUUUGACUAAUACUAUGGUGAUCCUGAUAAAAUCAAGUAGAUAAGUUCAUAAUUGCACAAAUUAAAUAUCAAAGUAAACUACACAAUUUAAUUUAAUAGCUUAUAAAAAGGCCAAAUGUUUAAGAAAAUCAACUUUUUGAUGCCAUUAUAAAUAAUGAUAGUUUUACAGUUAAUAAGUUACUAAUGGAGAACAAAAGUUUAAUAAAUAUUAGAAACAGGGUAUUGCUUAACAUAAAUUUAUAGAUUUAAGAAACUCCAUUGCAUUUAGCAUGCAAAAGAAAUUUGAAGGAGAUUGUUGAAUUACUAUUAAGAUAUUAGGCAGAUGAAUCAUUAAAAGAUUUAUGGGGACAAACUCCGAGAUAACUGGCAUUGAAAUUAAGACAUUUAGAGAUUUUGAAGGUAUUAUCUUAUUUAUGAAUCCUUUAAUUACUCAUAAAAUAUAAAAUUUAUAAUUAAUUAUACAAUAUAUGGUAUGACUAUCUUAUAUAAAGAGGCUGCAUUACUAAAUUACUUUCAAGUAGCUCCAAUACUUCAUAUAUAUUUAGAUGGAUUGGAAACUAGGAAAGCAGCAAUAUUUAAUGAUUAAUAAUAAGGCUUAAUUGUAUUGCCUGUAUAUUAAGUAAAACUUACAUAUAACUACUGAGGAUAAUGAUGAUAUCUCAGGUGUGGUGGAUUUGAGGAUGGAUAAGAAUAAAAUGAUUGAUCAUUUGGGUAUCCGAAUUGAAUUGAUUGGGAGAAUAGGUAAUCUUGAUGAAAUUAUGUAGAAACCCUUAAUGAUUAAAAAAAAUAAUCAUCAGAAUUUAUAUCAUUAAUAAGAGAACUGGAUGCUUAAGGUAUAUUAACGGAGGAUAAAACCUACAAAUUCUCAUUUAACAAAUUUGAGAAGCAAUACGAAAGCUAUUAUGGCAAAUUGGUUAAAUUGAGGUAAGUUAGGUUAUAAUUGUAUUUAGUUAUUAUUUGCGUGCUACAUUGAAUAGAAAUUAUGGAUAAGUAAAAAAAGAAAUAGAAUUUGCAGUCUAAAUUGUAAAUAGAGAUGAAGUAAACCAACCUUAAUCUCCUUUAAAGCUAGUUUUAGGAGUGGACGAUUAUUUGCACUUAAUUUGUGUAUACUGUAAAUCGAGGUAUCACAUUUAAGAUGUUGUAAAAGGAAGGGUGAAGUUCUAUAUAGUCAAAAUAAAUAUAAAGUAAAUGGAAUUAGCUGUGGUUCGUUAAGAAUAGAUUGGUUAAGGUGCAACUCAAUAAACUCACAAUUAAACCCUGGCGAAGUACGAAAUGAUGGAUGGAUGCCCUGGAAUAGGAGAAGUUGUACCAAUACGUAUUUUAUUGAGUGGUAUUAAUCUGUCACCCAGUUUUAAAAAUGUGAGUGGCAAGUUUAGUGUGAAAUAUUUUUUCAAUUUGAUAUUAAUAGAUGAUGAUGAUAGAAGAUAUUUUAAAUAACAGGAGUUUACAGUUUAUAGAAAGAAAUGA